AUGAUCAAUGCCAUUAAUGAUAUAUUUCCACAUGCAUUAGUUAAAGGAUGUCAUUUCCAUUAUGCACAAAACAUAUGGAAGAAAGUUAAAAAAUCUAAUUUAGUAACAUUAUCAAAAGAAGAAAAUAUUUGUCGUCAAAUAGCAAAUAUUGUAGCAUUACCAUUAAUACCUCCGAAUGAAGUUUAUAAUUCCACGGAGAAGAUUAUUGAUGAAUUAUGUGAUUAUGAUUCAAAAUUGUAUAAAUUAACUGAUUAUGUUUUAAAAAAUUACAUUGACGAUGCUCGAUUUUCAUUACAUAUGUGGAAUCAUUUUGAUACUAUUGGUGAAAGACCACGUACAAAUAAUCAUUUAGAAGGUUAUCAUCGACAAUUAAAUGCAAGGGUAAGAACACAUCCUGAUCUAUGGACGUGGUUUAAUGAAGUCAAAUCAUCAGGAGAAUCUGUUAUAUGUCGUUAUGAACUAGAACAAGCACAAAAACGAACAACAAGACCAAGAAAAGCAAAAUAUACACAAGAUGAUAAUAAACUUAUGUUAGCAAAAACAAAAUAUAUUCAAGAUGAAGAUUUCGACGCCUACCAAAAAACUUUACGAGCUGUUUCUCAUCGCUAUAUUCAUGUGAUAAAAGAUGCUAAAGAUAGUAUUGAUGAAGAAUAUUUUUUUUUUGUUAUUUAUUUUUUCAUUAAAUAUUUUUUUCAAUUCAAACUGUUGAUUACUUGA
Rotaria sp. Silwood1 is the source of this 717-nucleotide messenger RNA. The record is from the annotation of a GenBank genome assembly. NCBI's taxonomy places the organism in Eukaryota, Metazoa, Rotifera, Eurotatoria, Philodinida, Philodinidae.